Messenger RNA from Schistosoma margrebowiei, 463 nucleotides. NCBI's taxonomy places the organism in Eukaryota, Metazoa, Platyhelminthes, Trematoda, Strigeidida, Schistosomatidae. The record is from the annotation of a GenBank genome assembly.
CGAGUUUCUAGGCGCCAACCCCAACAUUACUCGAACGAUUUAGAAUCAUUUGAAGAUGGAUAUUCCAAAAAAGUGAUUUCCUUGUUUAGUUCUAGUCAGAUCUCUAGAUAAUAAGGUAUUGUCCUAAAAUAGUUUGUUUGAAAUUUGUAUCCAUAUAUGGGCAAUGUGUUUGUGUUUUCCUAUCAAAUUUUCAGGUGUGGAUGUAAUUUCCCUGUUACCAAGCCCAGAGCAAUUGUUUGCUGCUGAUGAAUUAACAGACCUGGUCAAAGAUCCACAAUUUCAUUAUCUUAUUGAAUCUGGUUUUGAGCAUAUGCGAAAUCUUUUAACAAAACAAAACUGUAAUACAUUGCAAGAUGUUGUAAUGACUGAUAUAUGUGUAUAGAAUAUUAUCUUAAUUAUAUAUGUAUUUCUUUAUGUAUUCUAAGAUAAUUUGUUUGUAUAAAUAAAAUUUAUAUAUAAUAAA